GCGGAGACUCGGGGUUGGCGAGAGGAGGGGGGGGACUGCGACUUUGCCUUUCCGCUGCUUUGCACGCAGGAUUCCUGGUGAGCAAAGUGGCUUUGGAACAUGUCGCAGUAACAUGCUUAAAAUUCUUGACAACUGCAAAAUAAACUGCUAGUUUCAUUUUUCUUACCCCUCCCCUUUCUUCCUGCCCUUGUGUGUUUAUUUUGACUUGGGGGGGGUUGUGGGGGACCGUGUCAGGCCUGCAGAAAUGUCCCCUCCACUCCCCCCGCCCACAUCCACAGCUAAAUAGCUUUCGGUUCAUGGAGACAGAGUGGGGUCUUAUGUCAUCCCCACCUGGAGGCUGCGAGGUCGGCUUGGUUUUUUUGACGCCGUGUCCCCCUCCCUUUUCCCUUGCAAGAUAUAACACGUGGGAGCCGGAGGAGAACAUCCUGGAUCCGCGGCUGCUGAUCGCCUUCCAGAACAGGGAACGGCAGGAACAGCUGAUGGGUUACCGGAAGAGAGGGCCGAAGCCCAAACCGCUGGUGGUGCAGGUACCUACCUUUGCCCGCCGCUCCAAUGUGCUGACUGGCCUCCAGGACUCCUCCGCGGACAACCGCUCCAAGCUGGAGCUGGGCGCUCAGGGCAAGGGCCAGGGCCACCAGUACGAGCUCAACAGCAAGAAGCACCACCAGUACCAGCCCCACAGCAAGGAGCGGACCGGCAAGCCCCCGCCGCCGCCGGGCAAGAGCGGCAAGUACUACUACCAGCUCAACAGCAAGAAGCACCACCCCUACCAGCCGGACCCCAAGAUGUAUGACCUGCAGUACCAGGGAGGCCACAAGGAGGCGCCCAGCCCCACUUGCCCGGACCUGGGCGCCAAGAGCCACCCCCCUGACAAGUGGGCCCACGGGGCCGGGGCCAAGGGCUACCUGGGAGCCGUGAAGCCCUUGGCCGGUGCGGCAGGGGCUCCAGGCAAGGGCUCCGAGAAAGGCCCCCCCAACGGGAUGACGCCGGCCCCCAAAGAGGCAGUGGCGGGCAACGGGAUUGGGGGCAAGAUGAAGAUCGUCAAGAACAAGAACAAGAACGGACGCAUCGUGAUCGUGAUGAGCAAAUACAUGGAGAACGGCAUGCAGGCGGUGAAGAUCAAGUCCGGCGAGGCUGCCGAGGGCGAGGCGCGCUCCCCCAGCCACAAGAAGCGGGCUGCCGAGGAGCGCCACCCCCCUGUCGACAGGACUUUCAAAAAGGCAGCGGGGACAGACGAGAAGAAGGCGGAAGCACCAUCCAAGAGGAGGGAGGAGGAGGCGCCGGGGGCCGGCGACCCGCAGCCCCAGGACGCCGGCUCCCGCAAGCUCUCCCCGACCAAGGAGGCCUUCGGCGAGCAGCCGCUGCAGCUCACCACCAAGCCCGACCUGCUGGCCUGGGACCCGGCCCGGAGCUCCCAUCCGCCCUCCCACCACCACCACCACCACCACCACCAUCACCACCACCACCACUCGGUCGGCCUAAAUCUCUCCCACGCGCGCAAGCGCUGUCUCUCUGAGACCCACGGCGAGCGAGAGCCGUGCAAAAAGCGCCUCACGGCGCGCAGCAUCAGCACCCCCACCUGCCUGGGGGGCAGCCCGGCCACCGAGCACCCCACCGACGUGUCCCCCACCGCCGCCCUCCCGCAGCCCGAGGUCAUCCUGCUGGACUCGGAUCUGGAUGAGCCCAUAGACUUGCGCUGCGUCAAGACGCGUGGCGAGGCCGGGGAGCCCCCAAGCGCCCUCCAAGUGAAGCCCGAGGCUCCCGCGACGGCGUCGGUGGCGGCAGCUGCGCCGGUGACGGUGGCCGAGAAGCCUCCAGCCGAGGCCCAGGACGAGCCCGAGGAGCCGCUGAGCGAGUUCAAGCCCUUCUUUGGGAAUAUAAUUAUCACCGACGUCACCGCGAACUGCCUCACUGUCACGUUCAAGGAGUAUGUGACGGUGUAGCCGGAGGGCUUCCGAAGGGGAACGCCAUCCCCGCGGGUGGCUUAGCACCUGGUGCCUAGGGGCGGACUCCUCCUCUCUCGCCAGCUGCGGGAGAUCCGGGAUCCGGGCCUGCCCCCCCCCCCCCCCCC
This is a messenger RNA of Suricata suricatta (meerkat), 2071 nucleotides long. It is a transcript of the gene CBX4, whose product is annotated as chromobox 4. NCBI's taxonomy places the organism in Eukaryota, Metazoa, Chordata, Mammalia, Carnivora, Herpestidae. The record is from RefSeq and is a predicted model, not a curated record. Gene Ontology annotation, biological process: negative regulation of DNA-templated transcription. The transcript has 3 exons. The coding region runs from base 297 to 1943 and encodes 548 amino acids.